CUUUUUGUUGGAUUGUUUUCAGGAUUUGCGCCUAUUUAUGAGCGAGAUUCAAGAGAAGCUUAAUUUCAUUUUGCAUCCAAAUAAAGCAUCGUUACCAGAGAAUCUAAAGGUCGACGCGAUCCGUGUCCAUCGUCAAUCGUUAGACAUUACCUCCAGCCUCUGUCAAAAUAAUGGUUUCAUUUCUUCUAAAGCAAAAGAAGUAUUACACUCCUCUGGGAAGGAAAUUGGCCCAAACUUACUCGCAUCACCAUCUUCAUGUGCUGAUGUUAAAGUUUCGCACCAAUCAGAUGACCCCAGCUUGGAGACUCCCGAUCCAGCCACGCAUAAAGUCAAUUCCCGCGCAAAGCGUACACGUUCCAAACGGAAGUUAUUAGAGAGUAUCCCAGAACCUCCGCCUUUAUCGCCGCUACCCAGUCUCAUUCCGGCUAGUGUCAGAAGAGAAUUCAAAAAGCCCCGGCGAGCUGAAAACCCAGGAAAUAUCCACAGUAAACAGUGAAGACUAUGCGGGAACUACAGAAUAUUGUACACCGAUUAAGGAACGCGCGCAUCAAGUUCACCGUCUGUUCAUGUUAGACUCACCGAACGGUCCCUGCCUUAUUUAACAAGGCAGUUACCAUCAGUUAGACCUGGCGGGCCACGCCGGUCCAUUCUUAACCCUUAAAUUCCAAGA
Messenger RNA from Pocillopora damicornis (cauliflower coral), 670 nucleotides. RefSeq lists its product as uncharacterized. The record is from RefSeq and is a predicted model, not a curated record. Gene Ontology annotation, cellular component: nucleus. Lineage: Eukaryota; Metazoa; Cnidaria; Anthozoa; Scleractinia; Pocilloporidae. Gene Ontology annotation, biological process: double-strand break repair via homologous recombination; regulation of DNA-templated transcription.